Messenger RNA from Silurus meridionalis, 2733 nucleotides. RefSeq names its product TNF receptor-associated factor family protein DDB_G0272098-like. The coding region runs from base 1038 to 1844 and encodes 268 amino acids. The record is from RefSeq and is a predicted model, not a curated record. The transcript has 2 exons. Lineage: Eukaryota; Metazoa; Chordata; Actinopteri; Siluriformes; Siluridae.
AUUUGCUUGUGUUGAAUCAGUGUGUUUUAAUUUAUUGGGCCACCUUGAUUAAUUUUUAAAAAUAUAUUUAGCAGAAAAUGUCAUUUCUCAGUGUGGGCCGACAUCAAACAGACCCGGUCCAGAGAGCGAAGCGAAUGUUUGUCUUCUUUUGGCUCACCCCAAAGUGGUGGACAUCAAAAUUCAUGGUCCAGUCAACAAAACUGACCCAAAAUGGAUCAUCAGAAUUUCCAGUGCACCACCAUUUGGAAUGACGUUUUGACACGUGCUGUGGUGUUUUUGUGUACUUGCUCCAGUGUGUGAACGCGUUUGAGAGAAAUCACGUGGAUCUUGAAGAACAUUGCUGGUCGUCAGAAACCGUUUCGAAGUAUCAGUUAGACGUGUCGUUGGGGCUGCGCAGUAUCUGCGCAGUGGUGCGUAUAAGCAAAAAUGAACCACGUGUGACUCUACGGAUACGUGACGCGUGCCCGAUGUUUCACGUGAAACAAUCCCCGUGGACAACACAAGCAGUUCAAACUGAGCAACAAAAAAACAAAACAAAACAAAAAAAAAACAGCAGCAAAAAACAAAGACAAAACACCGACGUCUGCGCAUACUGAGCGCGUUCUUGAUGUCCGCGAAGGCGUGUGUACAGAUUGACGCUGGUUAUCAGUUAUGGCUGUAGCACCCCGACUGGAUUAGCAAACCGGAUUGUUUGUGUUUUUUGGUGCAACAAGUGAAACCAGAAUUAAACCCUUUUUACUUAAACAGUCCCUGAACCCGAAUCUGAGCUUUUAAACCUGAAGGACGGUAGCAUCUGAUCAGAAUCCAGAUCGCCAGUUGAUUGACGUUUGGAGGAAACGCCCUCAUUCUGUAUUCCCUAACACUCAGGAAAUGAUCCAGCUGAAGUGAAGAGCUCAUGGCUGUUCCCAAAGGCUGAAUCUGUCUCCUCGGCGUUAGAAGAGUCACCGGGGUGCAGUCAAAAAAAACUAUAAAGCCGGAACGCCUGCUUCAUCUCCAGGGAUCAAGCGGUGGAAUUUCGUCCGAGAAAACGUGCCGCGAUGCCGCGCUCCAAAGAAAUCUCUGAAGAGGUCCGCAGAAAAGUGGUGGAGGCUCACGAGUCCGGAAAAGGCUACAAACAGAUUUCCAAAGUCAUAGGGCUCCCGAAGACGACGAUCCGAGCCAUCCUGCGGAAAUGGAAGCGCUUCGGGACGGUUGUAAACCUGCCCAGGUCCGGCCGGCCUUCCAAGAUCUCUCUGAGAGCGAGGCGGGAAAUCAUCCGCGAGGUCAUGAAGAACCCCUGCACCACCUCGAAGGACCUUCAGGCAACGCUCGCGCUGUCGAACAUCAGCGUCCACCAGUCCACCAUCAGAAGGAUACUGGGGAUACACAGGAGGCCGACUCUGAGUUCCUUUGAAGGAAGCAUGGCGCUGGAGACAUCCAAUCCGGAGGAGGACAACGCGGUCGACGUAAAGAACGAGGAGGUGCUGAAAAACCCGAACACUAACGCUAAAGUACGCGACGACACAGAAGGUGCUGGACGUGACGAGAACGGCAGCGACGGAGGGAAAAGGUCAACAUGCGCUAACGGAGAAGACCAAACGCUAUCCGCGGGGGUCCAUGGUGGUGAGGAUGUUCAGAAGACGACCUCAACUGUCCAUGAUGUUCCUGAUGGUGAGACCUCGUCGACAAACCCAGGCAGCGCCGGCAGAGCUGAUGAUCGCGAGAAGAGCGAUGUUCAGACGCAUGACGUCACCAGUGCCUACAGUAGUAGUAAUAAUAAUAAUAAUAAUAAUAAUAAUAAUAAUAAUACUGAUGGAAAUUGGAACGAGGAAAUGGAUUACAUCAGAACGUUAAUGUUUUCUUGAACAAACACCUUUACUACGAGUGUGAGUCUCCUUCAUGGUGAUGGGGAAGAUCUCCAAAAUUUAGACAGGGGGGCAACUACAGUAGGGUCCAAGAAUUGUUCUCAGUUGAGGAUGAUGAUGAUGAUGAUGAUGAUGAUUAUAAAACCUGAAAUCCGUUUUUUGUUUCUUCUUCAUUCCGUUUAAUCUGUAACACUUUUUGUAUCGUGACUUGUUGUGUAGAAUGUUUUGUUUCUUGUGUAAUGUAAAUGUAAAGAAACACAAGUUCCUAAACGCGGUUUGGGAUUGUUUUUUUUUUGGACCCUUCCGUAUUGCGUCCCUGCAUUUCAGACAAUCCUGAGACGGCUCUAAUCCGAUUCCUCCACACGGCCCGAGUCGAUUCACACUCGCACUAUUAUUACGAGGAUUAAAGGAAUGUGUGUGCGCUAUAGAAUGCACUAAUGCUGGUGCUUUAUAUUGGGCUAAUCGGGUUAGCGUGGCUAGCUAUGACCAGCCGUGACCCGCCAAGAAAAAAAAGAUGAGGAGAAAUUCUUGAGUGUAAAAACACUCCGUUGUUCCGUUAGAAUCCGUUUUUGCUGAGACCGGGACUGAGACAACAGCGACUCAGUGGAACCUCCGACCUCCACGUGGAGAUGUUUUUGCACGUCCGGAUCUUCAUCUUCAUCUCGCUGGAAAGAAAAAAAAAACAGACCAAAAAUGAGUGACUUUGAUUUUGCUCAUGUAGCAUUUCAGUGGUUUUUUUAAAGCUAAUAUGUUAUAAAUGUCUCUGCAGUCGUGUUUAUCAUGCGCAUGUUUAUCCUCCAGACAAGAACAAACUUUUCUCCUCAUUUCUGAGAUUUUUGUUGUUUGUCAGAAAAAGUUCUCAUUAAUCAAUAAAACCGUUGAGAAAGUG